AUGAGGUUCCAACCACAGACCGCAUUCGCCGUGGGCCGCUUUCCGUCUGCUGUUGCACUGGGCGAUCUCAACAAAGAUGGCCAUAUCGACAUCGUCACUGCAAAUAGUGGUGGCGCCAGCAAUUCAGUAAGCGUCUUGCUGGGAACUGGAUCAGGAAGCUUUCAGACACAGACCGCGUACCCCGUUGGAUCAGGGCCAGCGGAUGUUGCACUUGGUGACUUUAACGGAGAUGGGUAUCUCGAUAUUGCGGCUACGAAUGCCGCCGUUGGCACACUGAGUAUCUUGCUCAAUACUGGAUCAGGAACUUUCCAGCUGCAUAACACAUUUCCAGGACUUGGUAAUGCACGUAGUAUUGAAGUGGGUGACUUUGACGAAGAUGGCAAUCUUGAUAUUGUGGCUGCAAAUAAUGGUAAUGCAGUGAGUCUCUUACUUGGGGAUGGUUUAGGGAACUUCGGAUCGCCGACCUUAUUCACUGUCGGAUCCGGACCUGCUGCUAUUGCGGUGGGAGACUUCAACGCGGAUGAACAUCUUGAUGUUGUGGUUGCGAAUGUUGUUGACGAUACGGUGAGCGUCUUGCUUGGGACUGGAACAGGGGAUUUCCUGCCACAGACUGCGUAUCCUGUGGGAGCUACGCCGGUUGAUGUUAACGUGGGCGACUUUAAUGGGGAUGGCAUUCUCGAUAUUGCGGCUACAAAUGUCAACGGAGAUACAGUUAGUGUAUUACUUGGGACUGGCUCUGGGACCUUCGGGGCGCAGACUACAUUUCCUGCAGGGCCUCAGCCGUAUGGUAUUGCACUAGCCGACGUCGACAAGGAUGGCAAUCUCGAUAUGGUUAUUGCGAAUAGUGCUGCCGGCAGCAAUUCAUUAGGUGUUUUUCUGGGUACUGGAUCGGGGACCUUCGAGCCUCAGCAAACAUUCGCUGUAGGGGCUGAGCCAUGGGGUGUUGCAGUGGGUGACUUUAACGAAGACACCUAUCCCGAUAUCGUGGCUGCAAAUCUUCGUGACGAUACAAUCAGCGUAUUACUUGGGAAGCCUUGCGGUACUUAG
Penicillium waksmanii is the source of this 1047-nucleotide messenger RNA. Its product is annotated as FG-GAP repeat domain-containing protein. The transcript has 2 exons. The record is from RefSeq and is a predicted model, not a curated record. The coding region runs from base 1 to 1047 and encodes 348 amino acids. Lineage: Eukaryota; Fungi; Ascomycota; Eurotiomycetes; Eurotiales; Aspergillaceae.